GCCAAGGACGGGGGAAAAGGUUCGACGCGCGGGAUCGGGUCUGCCGUCACCACCACCGGCUCCGCCCGCCCGCGUCGCUCUCCGGCCCCGUGCCGUCCCUACACCCGCACGCACGCACGCCCGUCCGCCCGCUCGCUCGCCGGAUUCCCAUCCUCCCCACCAUUCCUCCUCCUCUCCGGCCCCUCCAAUCCAAUCCUCCUCCCCGUCCCCCUCCCGCGGCCUCGUCUCGAUCCGGAAGGAAUCCCCCCCGCCGGCCGGCCGCCCUCCGAUUCUGCGCCCAACGCCCCAGCUUUGGAUUGGGGGCGUUUUGGAAUCCCUCGAGGCGUCUGUCUCGGCCCGAAAGAUCCAAUUCGGUUGGAUUUCUGCCCCCGAGCCGGAGGUGCCCGACCGGAGAGCGGCGCGGAGGGAGUUGAUGCCACCCGGCGAUGGAUCGCCGAGCCUUCAGGAGUAACUCGUGCAACGGCAAGAACCCGGCACCUCCGCCCUCGCCCACGGCGCCGGCGGCCGUGUCCCGGACGUCCUCGGCGCCGGUGGGGGGCUCCAAGGACAACGUCGGCGAGCGCAAGGCGCUGCUGCCGCGGCGUCCAGAGGGUGGCACGGCGCGCAAGGUAUACAGGGGCCCCAAGCGGCGGGUGCAGUGGAAGGACACCCAAGGGAAGAAGCUCGCCGAGGUCUUGGAAUUCCAGCCUAGUGAUUCAAGCGACUCGGAUGAUGACUACUUGGAUACUUGCAUAUGUUCAGUCAUGUAAAUACCUCGAUGCUGAAUCUCCGGUGCAUCUUGCGCAGGUGGAGGGUACUAGUGUUUAGCAAGAGCUGUAUCUUAAUGUUAUGCAUUGGCCUAACAGUCUUGUAUAGAAAAAGGUUCACUCCAACAGGCUCAAACUAUCUCAUAUAGUGCAAGUCAGGGCUGACUCUUAAGGGCUGCAACCUAGGAAGGACCGGCGAUGAAGUUGCGUCAGAAUUUUGAGAUAUCGCCACACAGAAGAUAGAAAGGAUAAACAAAGGGACGCCAAAGAAAGAAAGGGUUUCUGUUUUUUGGAUUGCGGCGUUCGCAGCAGCAGCCUUGCUCUUCCUGAUGAGUAACAUUAUGUGUGAUAAACAAAAUGUUGUUAGAAUCAGAUGCCGGCAUUUCUGCGUGGCUGGAAUUGCGGCCGAUUUUUUGUCAAUAGUAUCUGCCUCUUGGCAUGUUAACUUGCUAGCUGAUGUUCCCGUCUGUCUGAUGCUGUCAUCACACGCGUAAACAUUAUUCUUGCAUGACUUGAUGUGCAAUGGAUUCUUUAA
This is a messenger RNA of Hordeum vulgare subsp. vulgare (domesticated barley), 1281 nucleotides long. RefSeq lists its product as uncharacterized. The coding region runs from base 426 to 749 and encodes 107 amino acids. The record is from RefSeq and is a predicted model, not a curated record. NCBI's taxonomy places the organism in Eukaryota, Viridiplantae, Streptophyta, Magnoliopsida, Poales, Poaceae. The transcript has 3 exons.